AUGGCGGCCAUGUCCUCCGCUCAGAUUGUAUCCGCCACUGCCAUUCACAACAAGCUGGGCCUUCCAGGGAUUCCUCGCCCGGCCUUUCCUGCUGCACCCGGGUACUGGCCAGGAAUGAUACAGACGGGUCAGCCGGGAUCCUCACAAGACGUCAAGCCAUUUGUCCAGCAAGCAUAUCCCAUCCAGCCCACCGUCACAGCGCCCCUAACAGGUUUUGAAACCGCAGCGCCGCCUGCCUCCUCAGUCCCGGCAUGGCAAGGUCGGUCUAUAGGCACAAGCAAACUUCGAUUGGUGGAGUUUUCAGCGUUUCUAGAACAGCAGCGGGACCCGGACGCUUACAACAAACACCUCUUUGUGCACAUCGGACAAGCAAACCACUCGUACAGCGACCCCCUGCUCGAGUCUGUAGACAUCCGCCAAAUUUACGACAAGUUUCCAGAGAAGAAAGGGGGCUUGAAGGAGCUGUUUGGGAAGGGUCCGCAGAAUGCCUUCUUCUUAGUAAAGUUCUGGGCCGACUUGAACUGUAAUAUCCAGGACGAUGCCGGGGCGUUCUACGGUGUAACGAGUCAGUACGAAAGCUCGGAAAAUAUGACCAUCACCUGCUCAACUAAAGUCUGUUCGUUUGGGAAACAAGUGGUGAGAAGUUUACAGACAGAAUAUGCAAGGUUUGAAAAUGGCCGAUUCGUGUAUAGGAUAAACCGCUCUCCCAUGUGUGAAUAUAUGAUAAAUUUUAUCCACAAGCUGAAGCACUUACCGGAGAAGUACAUGAUGAACAGCGUGUUGGAAAACUUUACUAUUUUGUUGGUGGUAACAAACAGGGAUACACAAGACACACUACUGUGCAUGGCGUGCGUAUUUGAAGUGUCAAACAGUGAACACGGAGCACAACAUCACAUCUACAGGCUGGUGAAAGAAUGA
Messenger RNA from Staurois parvus, 918 nucleotides. The record is from the annotation of a GenBank genome assembly. NCBI's taxonomy places the organism in Eukaryota, Metazoa, Chordata, Amphibia, Anura, Ranidae.